Messenger RNA from Drosophila elegans, 2127 nucleotides. RefSeq lists its product as uncharacterized. NCBI's taxonomy places the organism in Eukaryota, Metazoa, Arthropoda, Insecta, Diptera, Drosophilidae. The record is from RefSeq and is a predicted model, not a curated record.
UAACUCGUUAUUUUACUUAGUCUAUUGGUAUCUAAGUAAUCUAGUUAUUACAAAUUGCCUGUCAACAAAUACAUAUUUCACAUGGCACUAGCCAAUAUAAGUGGCAUAGUUAUUCAGUCAAGUGAAAGACCUUGUCCUGACUUUGACUCCGGCCUCCGCCUGUCCAUAUCUGCAACGUCGAUCAAUGCAAAUUUCUGAGCUGAUCAAACUGGCCAAGAGAAGUGCCAAGAGCAGCAGCAGCAGCCUACGCAGCGGCAGCAGCUCAAGAAUUAUUAUUAAAUUCGAUAUAAAUAAUAUUCGCAACCGCUGGCCCCCCGCACAUGCCCCUCUGCUGGACAGUCUGCUGAUUAAUAAAAGACGGCUGCCGUGGCAGAAGUUCCGAGAUGGCCUGCGGUGCUUAAAAAUUCUGAUGCAUCUGUCAAGCCGAGCGAAGGUGAAGGUUUCGCACAGGCACAGGCACUGGCAGAGGCACAGACGCAGCAGGACUUGGUCUGGAGAUCUCGAUGGAUCCAUACUUCUGGCGAUCGCGAUCGCGAACCGAACCCACAAACGUUUCGGGGGAACGCUUUGCAUACGUGCGUGUAUGUGACAGUCGCAUAAUAACGCUUCAAUUAAGCCCAAGCGAUUCCCUGACACGAUUUUCCUUUGUGCGCUGGCCAAAAACUCCACUGCCAGAUGCAUAUCAAUAAGAUCUGACGUCAAUUUUGAUAAGCGAACGCAUAUUAUUAUUGUUAUUAUUAGCCAUAUAUACGCCCCCCAUUCCCUCAGUGCCCCUGCCCCUGCCCCUCUCGUAAUAAUCAGAAGGGGUACGAGGGGUACAAGGAGCUGAGGGGCUGAAAAUCCCUUGAAGCAUUUUGUCGGGUAGCUGACCGGAGCGGAGCGACGGAUAUCUGGCCGCAAUCGACAUGUGGCAGCCAGCGAAAGAUGAAAUUCCUGGGAGCAUCCACACACAGCCAAAACUGCAGCACCCCAACUCACGGGCAGGAAUAAAAUAAGAAUUAUGCUUAAAUUAUGCAAGGUCCAACAAUUUACAAAGUGAUCGACCCCCAACCCUUCGAUCUCGAUGGCCCCCGGAUCCUCUUUACAUGGUGAAUGGCAGCAGAGCGGCAAGACCAGGGCUGCGAAACCUUUGAAUGUCGAUGGGAAGCAUGGGAUCGGGAUCCUCGCGAAUCUUGAUUAUAAUCAUGAUCGUUUUGUAGGAUUUGAAAGCACAUCAUUCAUUUAUUAAUCUCUGCUUGUGAAGGCCACGCUUUGCGCACGGUGUACGAUCGAUUUGUGGAAUAGAUAAAACGUUGACGUUUUGAUCGAUAUUUAUGAUUCCUUCGCAUGAAGAGCCAGAUCCACCUAUGUCCUGCAGCUCAACUGCAUGGCAGACAGAAGCUUUAGCAGCGUGGAGCGCAGGAGUGGGAGCAGCAGGAGUGCUGUGUGAUUUAGGAAUUCAUUUGUUAGUUGGAGGCCAAAACAAUUUGUUGCCUGUUGCCAAGCUGCCUUGCUCGCUCGCUCCCUCGCUCCCUCUCUCUUACUCGCAAUCUCCCUGUCUCUUUUUAAGGGCCCCGGAUUUUUUGUGGCGCAUCCUGAUCCGCUGCACUCUCCGAAUACAUUUGUAGUAAUCACGUGUUAUCGCCGCAUUUGGACAUUUUAAAAGGUCAUAACUUAAAACCUUAUCGGACGGACGGCGAGGCGAACGGAAAGAAAGAGAGACUCACAGCGAGUUCGAGUUCGAGUUUUGAGUUCGAGUGCGACAUGCGACAUGCAAUGCAAUCCAACACAACGCAAAAAGGCGAAAAAAAAGAACUCACUCGCCGAGAGACAUCCAAAAGUAGCCGAAAUUGAGCUGAAGGAUAACACGAAAUGCCAGCGGAGACAGCGGCGUUCCAGCACGCAAGCGGCGGUCCACUUGAGCGGGCUGGGGAUCGGGCCAAAUCAAGAGGUGGCCCAAGGGAUGGAGAUGGGGCCACGGCCACCAUUACAUUCCAUUGAGCGCACUCCGAUAAUGAGCCCCCAACAAACACUCGAAAAAUUGCGCUCAGAUAUGUAAAGAAGUUUCAAAUCAAUGGCCCAAUAAUUGACUUUAAGCCCAAGAUCUUUUAUUGUUAAUUUAAUGGUAUCAUUAAUUUCAAAUAUCUU